Molecule: messenger RNA, 2214 nt
Organism: Ochotona princeps (American pika)
Lineage: Eukaryota; Metazoa; Chordata; Mammalia; Lagomorpha; Ochotonidae
Gene: ZCCHC24
Product: zinc finger CCHC-type containing 24
Exons: 4
Coding region: 171-896 (241 amino acids)
Molecular function (GO): zinc ion binding; nucleic acid binding
Source: RefSeq, a predicted model, not a curated record
GGGGGGAGGCGGCGGCGGCGGCGGCGGCGGGCAGCGCGCGGGGCGCAGGCGAUCGCCGUCGGGCCCCAGGCGGCUGGCAGUGGGCGCAGGCUCCCCGGUGCCCGCCCCUCCGCUGGAGGGCGGGGGGCGCGAGCGGGCAGCCGGGGAGGGGCCGGCCCCGCCGCGGCAAAAUGAGCCUGCUGUCGGCCAUCGACACAAGCGCCGCCUCGGUGUACCAGCCGGCCCAGCUGCUCAACUGGGUCUACCUGUCGCUGCAGGACACGCACCAAGCCAGUGCCUUUGAUGCCUUCCGGCCGGAGCCUCCCGCCGGCGCCGCACCCCCGGAGCUGGCCUUCGGCAAGGGUCGCCCGGAACAGCUGGGCUCGCCCCUGCACUCCAGCUAUCUCAACAGCUUCUUCCAGCUGCAGCGCGGAGAGGCACUGAGCAGCAGUGUGUACAAGAGCGCCUCGCCCUACGGCUCCCUCAACAACAUCGCCGAUGGCCUCAGCUCCCUCACCGAGCACUUCUCAGACCUGAACCUCACCUCAGAGGCCCGCAAGCCCAGCAAGCGGCCCCCUCCCAACUACCUGUGCCACCUGUGUUUCAACAAAGGACACUACAUCAAGGACUGCCCCCAGGCACGCCCCAAAGGUGAGGGGCUGACACCAUACCAGGGCAAAAAGCGCUGCUUUGGCGAGUACAAGUGCCCCAAGUGCAAGAGAAAAUGGAUGAGCGGCAAUUCCUGGGCCAACAUGGGGCAGGAGUGCAUCAAGUGCCACAUCAACGUGUACCCACACAAGCAGAGACCCCUAGAGAAGCCAGACGGCCUGGAUGUGUCAGACCAGAGCAAGGAGCACCCACAGCACCUAUGCGAGAAGUGCAAGGUCCUGGGCUACUAUUGCCGCCGCGUGCAGUGACCACUGCCCACCUGCCCACUGGCCUGCCCACAGCCGUCCUCCUGCCAGCCCGAGAAGAUAGCCCCCUGCUGCGUGUACCUUGGGUCUGGGGGCUACUGAUCCUUGUCUUGUGUGUUGACAGUGUUGCUGACCUUGUGGCCCCAUGGAGGUGGGGAGAGGGCACCUCCGGGGCUCCAUUUGGGUGUGCGGGGGACAGGAGUCAGUGCCCAGUUUUGGGGGUUCCCUCCUCCCCAUAGACUUCUCUGAGAGCCCCUUUGGGGUAUCAGCCUUGCGUUGGCCACAAGUGCACUAAAUUUACUGUGAAAUCCCAGAAUCUUGCAGGUCACCCAGCCUUGCCUCCUUGCCCUAGCACUGUCAGCAAGCGCAAUGGACAGAAACCUGUUCCUGUUGUAGGUGCGGCUGCCACCAAGCAGUGGCUCCCUUUUGGCCCUGCCCACAGGAGGGCCCAGAUCACGCCCACCUCUGAUGUCACUGGCAGUGCACUGGUGAGCUGCACCCCCACCCCCCACAGACCCAGAGAGGCCAAGGUCAGGAGCACGGAGACCCUAGGUCCUGGGCUAUACCCCAUCUUGCCCUCUCCCCCUGCUCCUUCUGUCAGGCCCCUCCCCUCCCAUGGGACGCACAGGCCUUGAUGAAGGUGGUGAUCCCAGCCAGGAAGCCACCUGGACAGGGAGGACACUGACCUGGCUUGGUCAGCUUGGACCAGGGCUUCUGGACUUGGGACUUAGUUUUAGUGAGAGGCACUGGAGAGUCUGGAGGCCAGAGGAGUGUCAUCUCUCCAAGAAUAAAGAACUCCAUUUGGAGAGUGGCACCAGGGACAGGCAGGGAUUGGGGGGAGGAGACGAGGGGCCUGCACCCCUCCCCAUCACCCCCCUGAUCCCCCUGCUCCCCAACCGGCACUGCCCUGGAGCACCCUGCCUUGCCCUGGGUGCCAUUACCACCACUACUCACCUGGGCCUCCCCAGUCCCUGCAUGCACAGCCCAGAGGCAAGCUGCAGAACUUUGCAUUUGGAAAAAGGGGGCGAUGACUGCAGGCAGGACCCCCACCUCACCUCCCACCCGCAGCAAGAAGUGCCAUCUUCUGUCUCUUCCACGGGAGGGCUGGCAGGAACUGGCCAGCACGGCUGGGCCCCUUGACUUUGUCCCGACAUUGUGCCUCUAUGGGAAAGGGAAGAAAAAAAAAAAAAAGCAGACCACAAAACGGGCAUGAGAUUCAGUGUUUACCAAGGCCGAUGGACGCCUGCCUGGUACUCGGCGGCCUUUUGUUUUCAAAUGAAAAUGCUUUGUGCAGUAGAGGAGUUAGAGUGAAGCAUGUAAG